Molecule: messenger RNA, 1687 nt
Organism: Protopterus annectens (West African lungfish)
Lineage: Eukaryota; Metazoa; Chordata; Ceratodontiformes; Protopteridae
Product: P2Y purinoceptor 4-like
Exons: 2
Coding region: 170-1252 (360 amino acids)
Biological process (GO): G protein-coupled receptor signaling pathway; transepithelial chloride transport
Cellular component (GO): plasma membrane
Molecular function (GO): G protein-coupled purinergic nucleotide receptor activity; G protein-coupled UTP receptor activity
Source: RefSeq, a predicted model, not a curated record
UGAUUUCUGUCACUGCAAAGUACAUGAAUGAGUCAAGGUAAGAGUGAACAAAAUCUGGAGUGAAAUGCUGUGGGAAUGUGCCUGAAGGGCAGUGUCCAAGAAACUAACAAAUAAUAACAAAUACGCCGUGUGCCUUGAAGGAAUAGCUGACUGGGUACGGGAAACGGGUAUGUUUGUUCAUCAGUGGUCUCUCAGCUCUUCUGACAUCUUUUCAACUCCUUUGCCUUCUUCACUUGGGUACCUAGAAAGUAGAACUACAGACAAUGCUUCCGAGCCUGAAAACUGUGUCUUUAAUGAGGGAUUUAAAUAUGUGCUUCUUCCAGUCACCUACAGUAUCGUCUUUGUCGUGGGCUUGAUAUUAAACACUAUUUCCUUGUGGAUGUUCACCUGCCAGAUGCGCCCAUGGAACCCCAGCACCAUUUAUAUGUUUAACCUUACAGUUUCCGAUACUCUGUAUUUGUUUUCCCUGCCACUGCUAGCAUACUACUAUUCAAAGGAAAAUUAUUGGCCCUUUGGAGUGGGCCUUUGCAAGAUUGUCCGCUUCUUAUUUUAUACUAACCUUUAUGGCAGCAUCCUCUUUCUCACUUGUAUUAGCAUGCACCGCUAUGUAGGUAUAUGUCACCCUAUAUGGGCCUUGAAGUGGGUCAAUGUAAAAUAUGCCAGCAUUAUCUGUGCCUGUGUGUGGGUUGUUGUGAUUAUCUGUAUUAUUCCUAACCUUUUCUUUGUAACAGUCAGGGAAAGUGGUAACACCACUCUGUGUUAUGACACUACCACACCAGAUAAGUUUGAACAAUAUGUUUACUACAGUUCUGUAAUCAUGAUUUUGCUUUUUGCUAUCCCAAUUGUUGUAAUCAUAGUUUGUUACUGUUUGAUGGCCAAGGAAUUAAGUAAGCCUUUUGCUUCCAGUUCCAUUAGCAAUGAAUCAAUAUCCAUGGUGAAAAAGAAAUCUUUAAAAAUGGUUAUCAUAGUUUUAGUGGUGAUAAUUAUUUGCUUUGUUCCUUUCCACAUCACACGGACCUUGUAUUACACAUUCCGGUUGUAUAACUAUAAUUGUCAUAAGCUGAACACUGUGAACUUGGCCUACAAGCUCACCAGACCCUUAGCGAGUAGCAACAGUUGCCUUGAUCCCAUUUUGUACUUCUUUGCAGGUGACAACUACAGGAACAAGCUGCUUCAAGCUCUUGCAAAGGUUUGUCCUUCAGAAAGGCUCCCCUUAAUUUGGUGGAUCAAUCGAUCUGAAGAGAGGAAGUAACAACAUGCGAAUGAUGGCUCAUGAAAUAGGCUAAAAUGAUGUUGCCUAUCCAUGAAUUCUAUAAAGCAGCAUUUCUUGCAGAAGGAAAAGCAAUGGUCUUCAUGUGUAGCAAAGUGUCAGAGGCCUUAAAAUGCAUUUGCAAUGUCAAGUUUGCAUUAAAAUGGUUGACUUUGAUGUAACAUAAAAUUUAAAGUAUACAUGAUUUUAAUUUCUGGAAGAAAGUGUGAUGGGGAUUAUGAUCUAUGUGAAGAUGUAAGGCUAUGAGCUGCUGAAUGUUACAUGUUAUAUAGCAAACAUUGAUUUUCAUCAUUUGGAUUCCACAAGCUUUCUAAAUGUUCACAAAUUCUUUUGCAGUGGGUGAGCUUCACCUUCUAAAAACUGAGGUGCAAUGGCAAUUUAUUCAUCAUUAAAUAAAGACUAAAAUGGUAAAUAGAA